AUGAGCAUGAUCGGUCGUCCUCGACGCCGAAUGGAACAUCCAAGCCGGGAUCUGCCCAAGACAAGGACAAACCUCGCCUUACCGAUCAAGAAAAAAAAGAGCAAUCACAUUGCCUCGGAGCAAAAGCGACGCGCGGCCAUUCGCGAAGGCUUCGAUCGCCUGACAGAACUGGUACCUGGUCUGGAGGGCCAGGGCCGGAGUGAGAGCAUCGUUCUGCAGAAGACCGUGGACUUCAUCCACGUGAAACUGCAAGAACGCCACGAUCUUAUCGCCGAAAUCGAGAGCAAAGGCGGCCGCGUGGACGAUUCUUUCCGCCCAACGUGA
Messenger RNA from Penicillium verrucosum, 324 nucleotides. RefSeq lists its product as uncharacterized. Gene Ontology annotation, biological process: regulation of transcription by RNA polymerase II. Bases 1 to 324 code for a protein of 107 amino acids. The transcript has a single exon. Lineage: Eukaryota; Fungi; Ascomycota; Eurotiomycetes; Eurotiales; Aspergillaceae. The record is from RefSeq and is a predicted model, not a curated record. Gene Ontology annotation, molecular function: protein dimerization activity; DNA-binding transcription factor activity, RNA polymerase II-specific; RNA polymerase II cis-regulatory region sequence-specific DNA binding.